Messenger RNA from Haemonchus placei, 453 nucleotides. Lineage: Eukaryota; Metazoa; Nematoda; Chromadorea; Rhabditida; Trichostrongylidae. The record is from the annotation of a GenBank genome assembly.
AUGACAGAAAUAGGUUUGGUAGUGAUCGACGAGCUGCACAUGGUCUACGACUCAUCCCGUGGUGGUGUAUUGGAGUCACUCUGUGCAAAAAUAAUUCUUUGGAACUCCCGAAACCCGUCGUCUGCUGUACGAAUAAUCGGAAUGAGCGCAACCCUAGAGAACUUGGAAGAAGUGGGCCUUUGGCUGAAUGCAAAAGUGAUUGCGACUCAUUUCCGACCAGUUGAGUUGCACGAACGACUAUGCUGUGGUGGACGUAUCAAAGACCUUAAAUCGGAUACCCACAUAAGAGAUGUUCCGAAGAGAUUUCGAGUUGCCGACGAUCCUGAAUGUGUUUUGGGUUUAGCAGCCGAAGGACUUUUCUUCCGAAAGCUUGUACUCGUGUUUUGUUCAUCGAAAGCGGAAGUCGAAAAGGUUAGAAGCGCUUGUGAUGUUAUUUCUGCACAUUCUACGUGA